Chaetomium strumarium is the source of this 3830-nucleotide messenger RNA. RefSeq lists its product as uncharacterized. Gene Ontology annotation, cellular component: mitochondrion; cytoplasm. Gene Ontology annotation, molecular function: GTPase activity; GTP binding; translation initiation factor activity. The record is from RefSeq and is a predicted model, not a curated record. The transcript is spliced from 4 exons. The coding region runs from base 434 to 3733 and encodes 1099 amino acids. Lineage: Eukaryota; Fungi; Ascomycota; Sordariomycetes; Sordariales; Chaetomiaceae. Gene Ontology annotation, biological process: translational initiation.
UUACCACGCAGCCUUUGACGUGACGGGAAGCCGUUCGAGUUCAAGGAACCGGAGUGACCUGUUUGUUGAGGGGCAUAUAGAUAAAGUCCGUUAUCGCCCCGUGCCCCGCGCUAAUAGCGGCCCUAUCCACUGCUUGGAUCCGCAAGCCCUAUCCGUACCAAAUCCCAGCACUUGCUGGCCUCCACCUACGAACCGGAACCCCUACCGUACACUACAGCUUUUUUGCUGUGUAUCGCCGCCUUCGCCACUCCCGCGAACCAACCUGGAAACCGGCCAGUUCCUCUGACCUGGAAUUCCCACGAUCGUCCUUCCUACAUCGUGGGCUUGGUGUUCCAGUGCGACGUUUCUUUGACGGAUUGUGCUGCCUGAAAAGAGCGCGGCCAUCCAGCAUAAAGACAACCCCCACCGAGGAGCACCGCAAAGCGAUUUCAAAAUGGCGCCCAAGAAGAAGGGAGGCAAGAAGGGCGGCAAUGACGACUGGGAGGCCGAGCUCGGCGAGAGCAUCGCCCCGGCCAGCGCAACCACUCCCCCUGCCGAUGGCGCCCCCGCUGACGACGAGCCCGCCGCGGGCGGCGGCGGACUGAUGAAUCUGAUGCGCAAGACCAAAGAGAAGCGCAAGAAGAAGGGCCUGAACGAGGACUGGCUUGAGGAGAACGCAGCGGAGGGCGAGGCACAGCCCGCCGAACCCGCGCUGCCGGAUCUCUCGGCUAAGCAGGCCGAGGAGGCAAACCUCGACGACGAGUUUGCGCUGCCGGACAAGAAGGGCAAGGGCGGCAAGGGGGGCAAGGGCAAGGGCCAGCAACAACAAGAAAAGCCUGCUUCUCCCGCGGCGAAGGAGGAGGACGCAGAUGGCUUGGACACUGGGGGGAGGGUGUUGACCAAGGCGGAGAAGGAGAAAUUGAAGAAGGAGAGGGAGAAGCAGCGGAAAAAAGAGCAGGCAGCCAAGAAGAAGGGGGCCAGUGCUCCUGCGCAACAAGCCAAGGCCGAGCCGGCGAAGCCCGCCGCUGAGGAGAAGAAGGCCGAGAGUACACCGGCCCCGGCACCCGCUGCGGCCGAUGCUGGCGGAAAGAAGAAGAAGAUCCCCGCGGCGCUACUGGCUCUUCAGAAGCAGCAGGAGGAGCUGCGGCGGCGACAGGAAGAGGAAGCACGUCUAGCAGCCGAGGAGAAGGCCAGGAUAGAGGAAGAGGAGCGCAGGGAGGCGGAGGAGCGCAAGCGGAAGGAGGAGGAGAAGGCACGCAAGAAACAAAAGGAGAAAGAGAGGAUCGAGCAGCUCAAGCGCGAGGGCAAGUACCUCACCAAAGCACAGAAGGAGGAGAAGGCCCGCAACGAAAGGAAGCUGCAGCAGAUGAUGGCCGCUGGUGUCAAGAUUGCUGCGGUGGAGGAGGGCGAGGCUGAGAAGGAGAAGGCGAAAGAGAAGGAGCGCAAGAAGGCGGACGCUAAGAAACGCGGAGGCCGGUCGAAGAUUGACGAGGAAAAGGCUCUGGCAGAGGCCGCUGAGCGCGCGAGGUUGCAGGCUGAGGCUGCCGCGAGGGAAGCUGAGAAGGCUCGUCUUGAGCGGGAGAAGGCCGAAGCCGAGGCAGCCGCCAAGGCCCAGGCCGCUGCCGCCGAAGACAGCGUGGAAGAGGAUUGGAUGGCCGCUGCCGAGUCGGACACGGAAGAUGUCAAGGACAGCUGGGAUGCCGAGACCGACGACGAGGCCGAGAAGAAGGCCGAGAAGAAGGAAGACAAGAAGCCAGAAGCCAACGGCAAGGGCCAGCAAGCACUGCCCUCCCGGCCAAAGGCUAAGGAGGAGUCGGAUUCCGAGGACGAGUCUGAGGAGGAGUCUUCGGAAGAUGAAAAGACGGUCCAACAGCGGGCCAGCGAGGCUCAGAGGAAGAAGGAGGCUGCCGAGCGCCGCGAGAAGGCGCACCAGGCCGCGCUGGCUGCUCGGUCCAAGGACAACCUGCGGUCGCCGAUCUGCUGUAUUCUGGGGCACGUCGAUACCGGCAAGACCAAGCUGCUCGACAAGAUCCGGCAGACCAACGUCCAGGAGGGCGAAGCCGGCGGAAUCACGCAGCAGAUCGGUGCCACGUACUUCCCCGUCGAGGCCAUCAAGCAGAAGACGGCCGUGGUCAACCGCGACGGCAAGUUCGAGUUCAAGGUGCCUGGCCUGCUCGUCAUCGACACGCCCGGGCACGAGUCGUUCUCCAACCUGCGGUCCCGCGGCUCCUCGCUCUGCAACAUCGCCAUCCUGGUCGUCGACAUCAUGCACGGGCUCGAGCCGCAGACGCUCGAGUCCAUGAGGCUGCUGCGCGAGCGCAAGACGCCCUUCAUCGUCGCGCUGAACAAGAUCGACCGCCUGUACGGGUGGAAGAAGAUCGACAACAACGGCUUCCAGGAGAGCUUGGCGCUGCAGAACAAGGCGGUGCAGAAUGAGUUCAGGAACCGGCUCGAGCAGACCAAGCUCGCAUUUGCCGAGCAGGGCUUCAACUCGGAGCUCUUCUACGAGAACAAGUCGAUGGCGCGCUACGUGUCGCUCGUGCCCACGUCGGCACACACGGGCGAGGGCAUCCCCGACAUGCUCAAGCUGAUCGUCCAGCUCACGCAGGAGCGCAUGGUGGGCUCACUCAUGUACCUCUCCGAGGUGCAGGCCACGGUGCUCGAGGUCAAGGCCAUCGAGGGCUUCGGCAUGACCAUCGACGUCAUCCUGUCCAACGGUAUCCUCCGGGAGGGCGACCGGAUCAUUCUCUGUGGCGUGGAGGGCGUCAUCAAGACGAACAUCAGGGCGCUGCUCACGCCUGCGCCGCUCCGAGAACUGCGGCUCAAGUCGCAGUACGUGCACAACAAGGAGGUCAAGGCCGCCUUGGGUGUCAAGAUCAGCGCGCCGGGUCUCGAGGGCGCCAUCGCCGGCUCCCGGCUGCUGGUGGUCGGCCCUGACGACGACGAGUCGGAUCUGGAGGACGAGGUCGAGGCCGAUCUCGCGUCCCUGUUCAGCCGCGUCGAGAAGUCGGGCCGCGGCGUCAGCGUGCAGGCGUCGACGCUCGGUUCGCUCGAGGCCUUGCUCGACUUCCUCAAGGACUGCAAGAUCCCCGUCGCCAACGUCGGCAUCGGCCCCGUCUACAAGCGCGACGUGAUGCAGUGCGGCAUCAUGCUGGAGAAGGCGCCCGACUACGCCGUCAUGCUCUGCUUCGAUGUCAAGGUGGACAAGGAAGCGCAGCAGUAUGCCGACGAGCAGGGCAUCAAGAUCUUUACCGCCGACAUCAUCUACCACCUGUUCGACGCCUUCACCAAGCACAUCAACGAGCAGAACGAGAAGAAGAAGGAGGAGUCCAAGAUGCUGGCCGUCUUCCCCUGCGUGCUGAGCCCCGUGGCCGUCUUCAACAAGACCAGCCCGAUCGUGGUUGGUGUGGAUGUCAUCGAGGGAUCGCUCCGGAUUAAUACGCCCAUCGCGGCGAUCAAGACGAACCCGACAACUGGCGCCAAGGAGAUCAUCUCGCUCGGCAGAGUUACAUCCAUCGAGCGCGAGCACAAGCAGAUCCCCAUCUGCAAGAAGGGCCAGCCGUCGGUGGCCGUCAAGAUCGAGAUGGGCGGCCACCAGCCGACCUACGGCCGCCAGCUCGAGGAGAAGGACAUGCUCUACUCGCUCAUCUCACGCCAGAGCAUCGACACGCUGAAGCAGUUCUUCCGGAACGACGUCACCAUCGACGAAUGGCAGUUGAUUGUCAAGCUCAAGCCCAUGUUUGAUAUCCCCUAAGCUAAGCUAAGCUAAGUCAACUGGGUUAGAGUUUGAGUUUCACCUAGAAUUGAGUGUUCUUGCGUCCCUCAUUCUGCUCGGUUUGGCAAGAUGAGAG